This is a messenger RNA of Eptesicus fuscus (big brown bat), 1235 nucleotides long. RefSeq names its product rabphilin 3A like (without C2 domains) (gene RPH3AL). Bases 110 to 1018 code for a protein of 302 amino acids. The transcript is spliced from 9 exons. Gene Ontology annotation, molecular function: small GTPase binding. Gene Ontology annotation, biological process: intracellular protein transport. The record is from RefSeq and is a predicted model, not a curated record. Lineage: Eukaryota; Metazoa; Chordata; Mammalia; Chiroptera; Vespertilionidae.
UGGGAGGGAGGCACCUCCUCCUCCCGGCUGGGGCACCAGCAGGUCAGGCCCGGGACAAGCCCCCUUCUGCUCCUGAUGUGACUCCCCACGCUGGCUGGGGGCUCCGAGCAUGGCCGACACCAUCUUCGGCGGCGGCAGCCAUCAGUGGGUCUGCCCCAAUGACCGGCAGCUCGCCCUGCGAGCCAAGCUGCAGACAGGCUGGUCUGUGCACACCUACCAGACCGAGAAGCAGAGGAGGAGCCAGUGCCUCAGCCCGGCCGAGGUGGAGGCCAUCCUGCAGGUCAUCCAGAGGGCCGAGCGGCUGGACGUCCUGGAGCAGCAGAGGAUCGGGCGGCUGGUGGAGCGGCUGGACACCAUGAGGCGCAACGUGAUGGGGAACGGCCUGUCGCAGUGUCUGCUCUGCGGAGAGGUGCUGGGCUACCUGGGCAGCUCGUCGGUGUUCUGCAAAGACUGCAGGAAGAAAGUCUGCACCAAGUGUGGGAUCGAGGCCUGCCCUGGCCAGAAGCGGCCCCUGUGGCUGUGUAAGAUCUGCAGUGAGCAGAGAGAGGUCUGGAAGAGGUCGGGGGCCUGGUUCUACAAAGGGCUCCCCAAGUACAUCCUGCCCCUGAAGACCCCCGGCCGGGCUGACGACCCCCACUUACGACCUUUGCCUGUGGAGCCGGCUGAGCAAGAGCCCAGAAGCACGGAGACCAGUCGAGUCUACACGUGGGCCCGUGGGAGAGUGGUUUCCAGCGACAGUGACAGCGACUCGGAUCUCAGCUCCUCCAGCCUGGAGGACAGACUCCCGCCCCCUGGGCUCAGGGACCUGAGAGGCGGCAGAUCCCUGGGGGAAUCAGGUGGCAGCGUGGAGCCCCCCAAGAUGGAGGUCACCCCCCCACCCAGCCACCUGUCGGGGAGCCAGAGCAGCCUGGCCAGCGAGACCGGGACCGGCUCUGCAGACCCACAGAGGGGCACCCCACCCUGGCCGGACCCAAAGGGCCCCAGCAAAAGGCACGGCUGGGCGGGUCCCCGCUGCUGAUAUGGCCCGACCAGCCCUCCACCUGCCCUGGGCAGAGGCCUGUGGGUGCGCGGGGCAGGCUUUGCAGUCGGAAGAGUGAGAGGGCGCACCCGCACCUGGAGCCAGACCCUGCCGGCUCCUCCUGACAGUCCCGAGGCCGCACAUCCCCCGUCGGACGUGACCUCUGACUCAACCAGCCAGUGUUUGGGGUCUGAGUCUGCUCUGCCCACUCAGUGCC